CAUAUGGAGUUAAUGCAGCAAAAAGACAGCGUUAUUCAAAUACAGAAUAGAAACAGACAUAAACUUCUUGAUGAAUUAAAUACAUUGAUCAGUCAAUUAGAUUUAUCUCAUCAACACGUCAAGUCAUUAUUAGAUGGUAAUCUCAGUAGCCCUAAUGGUAUACUGGAUUGUACUGCAGCUGCACAUGUGUUAUUAGACAAACGCAAUGUCAAGCUACAUCCUGCAUUUACCAAGAUGUCUGCAGUUACAGAUCAGCUAAACUUAUUUUCCAAUUUGACAAAAUCAUUUGCUACAAGGUUAUCCAAACAUCUUAAUAGUUUGUUUAUACAGCAGGUAAUAUAAAGACUAUUGAUAUGUGAGGG
Saccoglossus kowalevskii is the source of this 362-nucleotide messenger RNA. Its product is annotated as exocyst complex component 1-like. Gene Ontology annotation, molecular function: phosphatidylinositol-4,5-bisphosphate binding. Gene Ontology annotation, cellular component: plasma membrane; exocyst. Gene Ontology annotation, biological process: Golgi to plasma membrane transport; exocytosis. The record is from RefSeq and is a predicted model, not a curated record. Lineage: Eukaryota; Metazoa; Hemichordata; Enteropneusta; Harrimaniidae.